This is a messenger RNA of Trichoderma asperellum CBS 433.97, 3573 nucleotides long. RefSeq lists its product as uncharacterized. Gene Ontology annotation, biological process: iron-sulfur cluster assembly. NCBI's taxonomy places the organism in Eukaryota, Fungi, Ascomycota, Sordariomycetes, Hypocreales, Hypocreaceae. The record is from RefSeq and is a predicted model, not a curated record. Gene Ontology annotation, cellular component: cytosolic [4Fe-4S] assembly targeting complex.
AUGGCCGACUUUCGGCAGCUGGCCCUCGACUUUGUCCUCGAAGAUGAUGAGGCUAAACUAACAGCGCUGGCCCAGAGGGCGGCCAAAGAACUCGAGAGCUCAGCCGGUUCUAACCCCGUUGCUCGGUGGGUAGAGGCUGUGCAGCCAUGGAUGCCGGGGAACAAGGAGACUGAAGACUCACAAGAAACUCCAGAUUGGACGUCAAGAGCCAAGGCUUUGGAGUUCCUGUCUCAUACACUAGACUUUGUGAAGCCGGAUCUCUUCAAAGCAAGUCAAGUGAAAUUACUCAUUGCUUUUUUCGGCGCUAUGCUCGACAUUGAUCACAAAGCAGGCGUUUUAGCUUCCGCUUCAGCCUUGUCUCGCAUCAUAGCUAUGAAAUGGUUUCAGCCAAACAGCGGUUAUGAAAUCAUCGAAAAAGUAUGCGCUAUGAAAGAAGACUUCCAGAGACAAACUCCCAAGACUCGUCUUGCGGUUUAUGAGUUGCUGAGGUCACUCUUGACCGCUCCUGAAGUUGCAAGCAAUCUGAAGCAAAGAGACGGUGCCUCUUGCUCGUAUCUGGUUAAUUUGCUAGAGCUAUGCCGGAAUGAGAGAGAUCCGGACUGCUUAAUCGUAUGGUUUGACAUCUUGAGAAGCUUCCUCCAGCAGUACGACCCUUCAGAUGAAGUUGUUGAGAAAGUCUUUGCCGCUUUCAAGGCGUACUACCCCAUCACCCUACCGCGAUUGUCUCAAGGUGGCAUCACUCCGGAGGAUCUCAAGUCUCAACUUCGAAAGUGCUUUUCAUCAACAUACCGUCUUGCCUCUCACUCUAUACCUUUCUUGGUAGGCAAGCUUGACCAAGGCGAUGGCGUUACAGUAAAUGUCAAGGUUGAUGUUUUGAAAACUAUUAGAGAGUGUCUUGAGGAAUAUGAUAACCCAGAACAAUCCAUCAUUCCAUACGUUGGCCGGAUCUGGGGUAGCCUCAAAUAUGAAGUCCGAAAUGGAGAAAUCGAAGAUGCCAUUUGGGCCACCCUUGAAGUGCUGAAAACCCUUGCGACGAAGCUAAAGGAUGACCAUCUCCGCAACUACACCCUAGAUGUGACGCGUGACUGCGUUACCGACUUAUCGAACCCGAUGUACACGACUCAGGCUGGCCGUCUUAUCGUCAGUGUUCUCAGUGCAAAUUCCAAUGCGUUUGUGCUCAUGGUGGCGCCAACUGUUACGCACCUCAAGGAGAACUUGCGGCGCCCAAAGUCGGCGACUCAUACGCAGGAUCUGUUAAAGAUACUCAAUGUCAUUUUAGAGACGCGAUUGCUGCUGUCGCAGACUCAGAUGACAGAUGAGCAGAAAAGUGAUUUUGCUGCUGUUGAUGGCGUCUUCAAGAAUCUUUAUAGCGACGUGUAUAGCUCUCCCAUUACAGCUUCAAGCGAACAGAGUGCCAGCGAAGACGAUAUCAAAAUUGCAGUUGAGGCUGUUCAGGGAGUCGGUGCACUAGUCUCCCAAAAAGCUAUACAGCUUGGAUCGGAUAGCGACGCUGCACUGCUUCUUCCUAAAGCGUUGUGCUCAGAAAUUGGCCUCUAUGUUUUUUACAUCGCCCUGCAUGGGUUUGACAGCAGUUAUCCAUGCUCAAGCUCAGACGAUCUUCUAAACGAGACAGCAAAGGCUCUGUUUAGGAUCAACCAAGCUCACCCAGCAGGUUUCAGACCUCUGAUCGACUGGUUCGUGACGGUCAUCCACGGCAGCCGUCAAGAUGAAAGUGACGAAGCCAGCGAAAAGAUUCAGAAAGUAGCCGCUUUGCUGGCCUAUGUCGGAUGUUCCGAGCUAUCCAAAUCACCCAUCGAUAUGAGACGCCAUUUCUUGCAUCUAAUUCAUGUCAUGACCGCGGAAUUAGAAAUAGCGAUUAAAACAAAUGCCAGCAAAAAGGUUUGGUGUGCGCUACUUGUCGGCAUUCAGACGGCUUCUCGCUACUUUAACGAUGCUUGCUUGAAGCAUAACCCGGAGAAAGACCAGGCAUUCGAUGGUACCAUGUGGCUGUAUCGAGUUACCUACAAAUUCCCUGAACUGCAAGCAUUUGUAGACGAAAAGGAAGAGCAAGACGGUAUCACACCAAGUUACGAGACCGCAGCACCAUCAAAGGAACUAACUGCUACUGCACUUCGCAAUGACUUUUUGCUCAUUGGUCUUGCUAUUGUUCGAGGCCUCUAUCGCCGAGCAACGACUACAGUUGGUCCUAUUGCUGGGUCUACGAAGCCCGCACUUCAGCUCUGCGAUAGCUUGUCGGGCUUGGAAGACUCGUCCGAGUAUCGCUAUCUUCAGCUUGUUUCUGACUUUGCCAGUUUCAUUCUUCGCGAGAUGGGCGAAACCCAGCAAGUCUCGCUCAAACUUGACCAUUACCUUUUGAACUUGUUCCAAGAUGAGCUAAUACCGGUUCCUAUUACCCUGCCAGAGGAGGGGAGAAGACUCAGUCUGGACAAAUACACGGAUGAAGGGGGGUCCGCAUGGGGCUGGUUGACGGAAAAGACGGUCAAUACUCUUUAUUACGGGCUCUUGGAGGCUAUGAGGCCGUCCGUUAUUGCAAAGCUCUUUGAUUAUGGAAUUGCCCAAGAGCUUCUAAUUAGCAGCACACUGAGUGCCUCAAUCACCCAAAACCCAGUCACAAGGCCGGUAACGAGGUCAAUCUUGACAAUUCUGGCCAACAAAUACAAAGUGGAAGAUCUCAGCUACGUAAUGGCCAGGCUGGAGGGCCGAUUAGAAUCUGCUCUGCACAAUGCCCAGAAUUCUUCAGACAGCGAUGAUGCCUCUCGUUACUUGGAGCAGGUUUCGUCCAUCUACGCAAUUGUCAGCGGUAUAGUACGUCGGCCAGGCGGUAAACAAGCGCGAGGUUUAAUUCAACAACUGCGCGAAGCCCCCCGAAAUGCAGCUACCGGCCAUCUUCUAGCUCGCAGAAUGGAAAUGGUUGUUGCGCCGCAACAGUUUUUGUCAAAGGACAGCUUUGCUGUGGUGAAGCCGCUUUGGACGCAAAAGCUGUAUUUUGACUUGGUCAAGCCUAUGCUAGAGAUUGCGACAAGCCAAGAUUCCGAGGCUGAGAGCCAGCUCGUCAAGACGAAUUACAGGAUUGGCGUUUUGUCAAUGGUCAAGCACAUGCCAUUUUCCAUUUGGGAAGAUGACAGCGUCGAGAUUCUACGCGCAUCGGUGGUAUUGUGUCAAACCUUGGGCGCGGGACCUGACACUCUGCCUGCUCUACAGAUCCUCAAGACCAUAUUGGCAGAGUCAUCUGAGAAAGCUCAAGACUAUAUCAAGAGCUUGAUUAACAUCUCGCUGCCUUGCUUUUCUCUCAAGCUCGCAGCAGAGCGGAAGUUGCCAGACUGGCUGCCAUCCGGCUACGUCCCGGCAAAGAUCCGCCCCGAUAUCGAGGCUGAAUGCGGCAGAUUGGCCCUGGAAAUAGUCGGUGCGCUACCAAGAUUGUUUGAAUCGAGCUACGUGGUGCCAUUUGUGCCACAAGUACGGAGGGAGCUGUCUCUAGCAUGCGGCCAUCCAGUCCGGGACGUGCGUAGACUGGCAAGAGUGGCUCGUAAGGCGUGGACAGAAAUCAACUGA